UGCGUCGAACCACCGGGACACUUAAAACAUACGUUUUAGUGAUUUGCGAACUAGUUUGCCUCCUUUUGUGUUAAAAUUGUUUCCUAAUACAGUGCCACAAACCCGAGCGCCAUGAGCUCGCCCGACGACAUCCCCGGACCGUCGAAGUCAGACCCCAAGAAGCGCGAACAUUCCUCCUCGCGCAGCUCCAGCAUCGAAUUUCUCCCCGAUCGCCCGGCCACGGCCAGCAACGGACAUGGUCAGGCCACUUCGCCCGGCUAUUUUGGCGGCAGUAGCCCCAAUGAUGCUCGCAGCCCAUUUGGAGGCCGCAGUCCCGCCGUCGGCAUGGGACCCAGCAACAUGCGUGACCGCCUCCUGGUGGCCAAUGCCCUGGCCAGAGAAAAGUCCAUCAGCUCGGACAAUGAGGACUCUUCUAGCUCAUCAUCGUCGCUCAUAAAUGGUGAGGAAAAUGGCGCCAUAAAUGGUGGUAAGAAGAAGAAGAAGAGCAAAAAUGCGCGCGAACGCUUGCUAUCGGGAGACGCUGCUCUCAUCGGCUGGACCGGGGGAUAUCCAAAGCUUUCCACCUCGCACAGCGUCGACAGUAGCUCGGACCAGGAUUCGCAGACGGCAGUCGAGCUGCGUACGCUCGUCAACAGUGGUCUACGGGUGUUUCCCAGAGAAGCGUUGCACGGACCUGAGAUGGCAGAGCCAGCUGAAGGCCAAGUCCAAGUGGGUGCCUCAGUGGAUGAUGAGGAGAUGAAGGUGGAGAAGCCGCAACAGCAUCAACACCAACCGCAGUCGCAGCCUCAGCCGCCGCCGCCACAGCCACACCAAGAGCAGCCACAGCAGCAGCAGUCGCUUGCCACGCCUCCAUCGCCGGAGUCCUCUUUGUCCUCCAGCUUCGAUUCAGAGCGAAAUGGCAUGGCGACAGCAACGCCGCCCGCUACUGAAGCCCAAUCCGAUCGGGAGUUGAAACCAACCGAUCAGGAAACCCAAACCGAGCCCGUGCCAGAACCAGCACCAGAGCCAGUACCAGUACCAGAACCAGAAGUUCAAACAACUAGUACAAAUGUGACAACGACUAACUCCAACCCGACGCCACAAUGUCCAACCAACAUGCAACAAACAGAGUUAGACAACCAGGAUGAAGAUGAGAAUGAGCCGGAGCAGGUACCGAAGCAGGAACCGAAUCAGGAACCGGACCCACAGCCACAGUCACAGCCGGAGAUCCAGCAGGUCAAGAUGGAGAAGCAGCCAGCCGAGAAGGAGCCGCAGCCGGACGAGGAAGCCAAUCAGGCAGAGCUGGAGAUUGUGGAGGUGCCGAGCCAGGCAAUGGUCAUUGAAAUCGAUGACGACGACGACGACGUUGAUGAUGAUGAGGAGGUGGUUGAGGUUGUGUCACCAACUCGUGUACUGAAGCGCGCCGCUAGCUCUCCUUAUCAGAGUUUCGUAAAUAUGGAGCCAGUUCUGGCCAAGAUGCCCAAACGUCCCAGCCAAGGAGAUGUUGCCACUGCCAGCGGCUUGGUGAAGCGCGACAUGUCGCAGAGCACUCAGAAGUCCAACCAACUGGCUCAGACCGAGCCAGUGUCUGAUAUGCAACCGAAGUUCCGUAAGGAAGCCCCACGCCCACCACCUCCGAAGGUGGAGCUCCACCUGGCUCUGACCGGGCAUGUGCCAGAGUUGGAAAUGGAAUUUCGUAAGUUAGCCCAAGCCCAGGCCCAGGCCCAGGCCGCCGCGAAGGUGGAGGCACCUACCACCCCGUUGGGAAACCUGAAACUGAAGGCCACCGACGAGUUCUAUCGUCUGCCCUUCGCUUACGGCUGGAAAAGGGAGCUGGUGCUCCCCAGCAACGGAAAUCCGAAGCGUCGCACCGGCGAUGUCUUCUUCAUCGCCCCCGGCGGCAGGAAGCUGCGCUCCCGCGAGGACAUCAUUCCGCUGCUAGAAGGUGAACUGACCAUUGAGCAUUUCUGCUUUCAGCGACAGUCGCAGGAGGUGGGUCCGGAGUUCGAGCUGGUGCGUCGGGCCACGCCCGCUCCGCAGCGUGCCAAAUCCCUGGCACUACCGCUGCCCAUACCGCCCUUGCCCAUGCCCGUGACAGGAAAGCGUGUCUCCAAGCCGAAGGUGCCGAAAGGUGCCAGUCCGCCGUACGAGGGCUGGACCGCCACCAGCGCGGUCAAGGGCAACGCCAGGGUCUUGGCAGCCAGCAACGGAAGCGGUGGAGCAGCCGGAGGAGGCGCUGCAGCUGGGCCAUCGGGAUCGGCCACUGCCCGCAAGCGAAGCUUCAAGACCCCGAUCAAGGGUCCGAAUUGCAUAACCUGUCUGGGACCACUGAUGCUGCCCAAGCAGCUUGGCGCCCCCAAGAGUAACAUCUGUCUGAACUGCUGGAAGUCCAGGCUGGUGAAGAAACCUGCUGCCGGCGAGGCAGUGGAUGUCGAUGUGAACUUGACGCAUGCCCACGCAUUUUCUCCGGACCAAGAGGAGACUGUCAGCGGUUCCAGCUUGAUGGAGAUUUCUGAGGAGAUCAAGGAGCCCGGCCAAAAGCCGCCGGCUCAGCUACUCACCGAUGCGGAGCCGCGUUGCCGCUCGCCCCGCGAACAGGAUGUGGUGGUGAUUGGCGGCCGCAAGGCCAUCGCCAUUCGCGCAGACCCGCCACGUCCGCGCAUGAAAUUGAAACCGAAUCCUCCGGACUUGACCAGCUACGAUAGAAUCUACAACAAGCGCAUUCUGUCGAAGAAGCCGCGCAUGGACUUGGUCUCGUCCCUGGCCGACGCCCAAACUGGCUGCCAGGUUCUGACCGCCAUCAUGAAGACCAUGAGCCUGCAGGAUCGGUCCAACAUGUCGCGCGUGUGCAAGACCUGGGCCAUGGUCAGCCGCGAGAUGAGCGUGUGGAGCUCGGUGUCCCUCCGUGAUACGGUGGUCAACAACUGGCUAUACUUGCUGCGCGAAAUGGCGCGCCAUCGCACCCGUGAGCUGGACAUGAUGGGUGUGAUAAUGAAGAAGCCCCAGAUCCGAAUGACCGGAGAUAUGCGCGUCCUGCGGGCCAUGCGUGUGCUGCGCACAGAUUCAUGCGAUGCCGAAUUCCUGCAGCUGAUCUUCAAGACUCUGACGUCCCUUUUGGAGCUCCGCACGGUCUGCACCAGCAACACCCUGAGCUUGGCCAAUCUGGACCGCAUAGAGGGACUGCGCAUCCUGCGCCUGCGCAUGGCUGACCCGAAAGGCACGCUCGCCUCGUUCACCACCCUGGCCAAGAUGAAGCACCUGCGGGAGCUGAGCCUGCGCGGUGUGACCAACUUGGGAAAGAUGCCGCUGCAGCUGCUGAAGACAUUGCCGGCCCUGGAGGUGCUCACGCUGGGCUUCGGCAAGGGUAUUGACUGCGUGAAGCUGGGCAGGGAUGUGCUGCCGGCCAUGAAGGCCUUGCACACCUUCCGCCUGGAGAACGAUCAUCGCAGCAUGUCCCUGUUCCCGGUCGACGACAUUAUGAGUGGCCUGGCCCGCAUCGGAAAAAUUAAGCGCCUCGAGUUGCUGAACGUGGACGUGGACGACUGCUUCACUGACAUGCUCGCCCGCUGCCCGACCAUCAAGUGGCUCCUGCUGACCCCCAACUGCAUGCACAAUGCCGCCAACAUGAUCAACGCCGUGAUGCAGGCCGUCAGCCGCAACAGCGACCAGCUGCGUGUGUUCCGCCUGGGAUUGGUCAACCAGCUGCUGAGCGUCACCGGUAACCUGUACAGGGGUACCGGCAAGGAUGUGAUACCUGUACGCCGUCCAGUGCCCGGCAUUCCAGCCAACGAUCCCCUCAAUCGCUGCACCCCAGAGGACAACUGCCAGGAGACAUCGGACCACUCGCAGUGCGUUGCCUUCCUGCCCGUUGAACGUCUCGAGGCCAUACUGCACCACAUGGUGCCCCAGGCCUGGCUCUCCGUUGCCAAGGUGGCCAUGUGCGACACCACCAAGCUGCAGUUCCUGCCGCAUCCGCAAGACACCCCCAACCCAGGGCCGGGUACCUCCUCAGGGAAAUAGUUUUUAGCUCAUAAGUACCACCUAUACCUACACCUAAACCUACAGAGAAAUCCAAGACUGAGUCUUCGAGAGUCAUCACAAAAACACAAAAAAAAAAAAAAAAGCGAAAAGGAAAGCGAGAAUCUUAUGUUAAAGUUCAAGAAUGAAAGCAUAAUCACGGAAGGAAGGAAGAAAGGAAGGAGCGGAAGUGGAAGUGGAAGUGGAACCGACAGAACGGUCAGAGUAUUAGUUAGUUUAUUUUGUGUUCUUUACCCAGUUAGCUGCAAGGUGGCUAUAAAACAGGGAGUUUAUGUAUUUUUUUUUUAGUUUUUUUUUUCAGUUUU
Messenger RNA from Drosophila bipectinata, 4322 nucleotides. RefSeq lists its product as uncharacterized. NCBI's taxonomy places the organism in Eukaryota, Metazoa, Arthropoda, Insecta, Diptera, Drosophilidae. Gene Ontology annotation, molecular function: DNA binding. The record is from RefSeq and is a predicted model, not a curated record.